This is a messenger RNA of Synchytrium microbalum, 1323 nucleotides long. RefSeq lists its product as uncharacterized. The record is from RefSeq and is a predicted model, not a curated record. The transcript has 8 exons. The coding region runs from base 1 to 1323 and encodes 440 amino acids. Lineage: Eukaryota; Fungi; Chytridiomycota; Chytridiomycetes; Synchytriales; Synchytriaceae.
AUGAACAGCGUGAUUAGCUUCAUAGGAAGAAAAGAUGUCCGAAUCGCAGUCGGAAUCUUCUCGUUACCAAUAAUCCUUCCAUUGUCGGUUGCAGCAUUUCCAGCUGUGGUUUUGGCUAUUAUUUGUAGCUAUUUAAUAACAUGGGCAGUUUAUCUUGCAUAUGCCCAACGAGACAACACCAAACGCCCCGUCUACUUCAACACUCAGCUGCCAUACCUCCCCUUAUCACCAUACCGAGUCGCACUAGUAACAAAGGCAGCUCUCUCAGCAGUCUUCUUCUUCAUUACAGACGUGCUACCAAUUUCUAUAAAAUGGAUGGCCAAGAAAUGUUUUGCAAAGAGGAGCGAGAGUACGUCCAGCUCGCGUGUGUGUGAGGAUAUACAUUAUGGCAGCUCGCAGGAUAAGAAGCUGGAUGUGUACUGCUCGGAACCUACGGGGAGGGGUGCUGGUGAGGCUGCGACGAAGAGAGCUGAUUAUCCAAAAUUGCCGGUGGUUAUAUUUAUUUAUGGGGGUUCGUGGAGUUCAGGUGACAAGAGAAUGUAUGGUCCCAUGGCUUCGGUAAUGCAAGAAAAGGGAUAUGUAGUCGUAGUCCCCAACUAUAGCACAUUCCCAACGGGUUAUCUAGCUGAAAUGGUGUCGGACAUUCGAGCUGUUAUUGAGUGGACUGUUGCUCACAUCAGGACAUAUGGAGGAGACCCAAACAACUUAUACAUUAUGGGCCAUUCAGCAGGAGCACAUCUAGGGGCUUAUACUAUAGUACAUGAUGCAGUUGGAUCUGAAGUGAAGUUGAGCAAGUCGAAUACGUCGAUAGAGUUUCCGUUACCGUGUUAUUCUAUACCUUUGCCUCCUAUUCGAGGACUUAUAUUGCUAUCGGGCGUGUACGAUAUUGUAGACCAUUAUCAAUUUGAAGCCAAUCGUGGUGUUGAAGAAGUGUCUGCUAUGGCUCGUGUCAUGGGACACAAAACUAAAAAGUUCAAAGGCUCAUCACCAACGUGUUUAUUGGAAGCUAUUGAUUUCAAACUUAUCCUUAACGGCAAACCAAUCAGGUCACUUCCACGGAAUGUGUUACUGAUACAUGGUGCUGAUGACUCGACAGUGCCAGUAUCAUCAUCACGCAAGUUUGUUCGCGCAUUAGAAAAAGUCGGAGCAGAUCAUGUCCAGUUACAUGUGUUGGAAGGGGUUGAUCAUUCUCAGCCUGUUACUGGCAAGUCUUGUGACUUGAUGUUAGCAACAACACCAUACUCUCAAAAAUUCUUUCGACUGCUGGAUCGAUUCGUGUUGGAUUCUACAUUGAAUAGUCGCAGAGCAACGCCACACUAUUAG